ACUAAUGCUUGCCUCUCUGCGGCUCAAUUCGCCAUCUUGAAAUUGUCCGGAGCAGAAGCGGCGAGGGCGACGGAGCAGCGGAAAGCAGCGCCUUUUAAACUCAAGAUCCGCAGGAAUCACGAGGAUUUUCGGAGGUCUCAGUGGUCGCGUCUGUCCGUCGAUGUCUUUCGAAGACCGGGAGCGGUUUGUCUGAGCCGGAGCGGACUGAUCCUCGCCUGUGGCCUGGCGGCUCCGUCGGACGGGAUUUAGCGUCCUGAGCACACUUUUAUCAGCAAUUGACGCCGUCAAGCACUCUUUCUCCUGCGCCGGGGUUGGGAAUAAUCGCCACUUUGGCGUUUUUAAUGCAAGACUACGGAGCUCACAGAGGACAAGUUUGAUCCAGAGUGCGCUCGUUUCGCAGUCCGAUGGCUGUUGUCUCCGCCCGGCUGUGGCGGUGUUCUGGUAAUAAAAACAAGAGUCAUUCCAGCAAACUGUUCGUAACGAUGCUGCAACAUAUUCCAUGUUUGCUAAAGCUGGCGUGAAUGCGGAGAAGUGGCCCUCCAUUGCUGUGCUGUGAACGUGGGAGUAAACGAACAAUCAAUCAAUCACAGUGUAUUUAUAUAGCCCUAUAUCAUAAAUGUCUCAAAGGGCUGCACAAGCCACAAAGACCUAGCAUCACCCCCCCCUCCUCUAUGUCUAGCAUGACCCUGGAUGCACUGGAUUUAUCCUCAUGUUGAAAAGAUGCCCUUUUUGCACAGACAGUCCUUGCUGCAGUAAUCUGACUCUGCCGCUUUGAAGAUUUUGGGGGACUUUUUAAACAUUUUUAUAUACAUUUAUUUUAUCCGAGGAUCACAUUCGAAUGGAAAAUGGGAGACGCCACCAAACUGGCACUUGCCGUUUUCCUCAUCUCCUGUUCUUCAGGUGCAAUCCUGGGGCGCUCGGAUACACAGAAGUGCAGCUACUACAACUCCAGCUGGGAGAAGGAGCGCACUAAUCGCAGUGGUAUCGAACCAUGUUAUGGCGAUAAGGACAAGAGGCGGCACUGCUUCGCCACAUGGAAGAACACUUCUGGCACCGUGGAGGUAGUCAAGCAAGGUUGCUGGUUGGACGACAUCAACUGCUAUGACAGCAACGAGUGCGUGGAAAAGAAGGAGAAUCCUGAUGUAUUCUUCUGCUGCUGUGAAGGCAACAUGUGCAACGAACGGUUCCUGUAUGCACCUGAUACGCCCCCGCAGAGUGACACACACCAGUCAACCGCCUACACUACAUCCAACCCAUUUCCCCAGAAGCCUCAGCUCUUCAGCACUCUGCUUUACUCCCUGGUUCCUGUCAUCGGGCUGGCUGCUGUCGUCCUGUUCUCCUUCUGGAUGUGGAGGCACCACAAGUUGGCCUAUCCAGCAGCCCUUGUCCCUACACAUCACCCCUUUCACAUUAUGGUGGAGGAUCCCGGCCCUUUGCCCCCGUCUCCUAUCCUGGGACAAAAGCCUCUGCAGCUGAUCGAGAUGAAGGCUCGGGGUCGCUUCGGCUGCGUGUGGAAGGCCCAGCUGCUGAGCGAAUACGUGGCUGUAAAGAUCUUCCCAAUCCAGGACAAGCUGUCUUGGCAGAAUGAGUACGAGAUUUACAGCGUGAGCGGCAUGAAGCACGAAAACAUCCUCCACUUUAUCGGCGUGGAGAAGAGGAACAACAACCUCGACCUGGAGCUGUGGCUCAUCACCACCUACCAUGACAAGGGCUCGCUGACAGACUAUCUGAAGGCCAACGUGGUGUCCUGGAACGAGCUUUGCCACAUCGCUCAGUCGGCGGCCCGCGGCCUGUCCCACCUGCACGAAGACAUACCGGGACACAAAGACGGACACAAGCCCUCCAUCGCUCACAGGGACAUCAAGAGCAAAAACGUGCUCCUGAAGAACAACCUGACCGCUUGCAUCGCUGACUUUGGCCUUGCGCUUAAAUUUGAGGCCGGAAAAUCAGCCGGGGACACGCAUGGACAAGUGGGAACGCGACGUUACAUGGCUCCUGAGGUCCUCGAAGGCGCCAUCAACUUUCAGCGCGACUCCUUCCUGCGCAUUGACAUGUACGCCUUCGGCCUGGUCCUGUGGGAGCUGGCGGCACGAUGCACCGCCGCAGACGGCCCAGUGGACGAGUACAUGCUGCCCUUCGAGGAGGAGGUGGGUCAGCAUCCGUCUCUGGAGGACAUGCAGGAGGUGGUGGUGCACAAGAAGCUGCGACCCUGCCUUCGAGACUGCUGGCAGAAACACACGGGUCUGACGGUGCUCUGUGAAACCAUCGAGGACUGCUGGGACCACGAGGCCGAGGCACGCCUCUCUGCCGGCUGCGUCGAGGAACGCAUCGGCCAAAUGCAGCGUCAGGCUCCCAUCACCGGGCCAGAGGAGAUAGUCACCGUCGUCACCAUGGUGACCAACGUGGACCUGCCGCCCAAGGAGUCCAGCUUAUGAUCUGCCAACAGAGCGCAACCAGAUGAGCGUCCAACGGGUGGCCAACCCUGGCUGCUUGGCUUGUCAUUCUGGUUUGGUUGUUGUUUUAUUAGUUUUUUUUUGUUUUGUUUUUUACUACUGGCAGCCACUCGCGCUCAGGACAUACCAUGUGACCACCUCCCCGCAUCACUGGGUCUCCACCUCAUGUCAACAUGUGUGCCUGAGGACCACGACAGUUGGCAGCAUUCAGGAUGUUGAGGGUGUUGACACUCAGUCGGAUCAUGUUUUUCUACACGUCAGAAGGCAAGCUGCUCAACGCGUUCCUCCACAGCCAGGGAAGAUGGAGAUCCUAAACUCUGUGCAUUAAUACAUAUAUAUCAUAUAUAUAUAUAUAUAGACAUAUAUAUUAUAUAUGUAUGAACACAUGGCUCUCGAUACCGUUGCUGUUUUCUCGUGUGCGUGUUUUUUUUGAAGAAGAAUCGACUAACAUUCUGCCAAUAAGCAACGGCUUUUGAAUGUUUCUAGUGUAAUGCUGCUGUAAAUAGUGUAUUAUGGACCCACACCACUUGUUAAUCCAUCUUCUUUUAAGGGGGGGAGGGCUGGAAAGGGGCAGGGAGGGUGAUCCAUUUUCAAGCAUUAUGAUAAAAAAAAAAACCAUAGACCUCCUUCAACCAGGUAUACCUCAGUUCAGAUGGACAAAUGAUGAUUAGUCCCUCUCACUGUUCACACUAACUGCUCGCCCUCGGUGCUCAUGGGUAACGUAGUCCGCAGACUCCCCGCUCUUUAUUUUGGCUCCUUCGUCACGUUUCUCCUCCGGUUGUUUGCUACAAAAUCCUACGCUGGCAGAGCACCGUUUAUUCUGCGAAAUGAUAACCGAGUCAAUCCGCAAUGUUUCUACUUCUGAAAGGUUUCAGGUUCUGAGUCAAAAGGUGCCAGAGCCGGUAUGUGGUUGGAGUGCACAUAUCUCAUUUGACUACUAUCAAGGAUUUUCGCUCUCAGUUUCUACGCCUCAGGAAUCUUUACUAACCCAUCCUCGUCCUUCUCAGGCCAUACUUCCUCUGGCCACCGCUUCUCCUGCUUUGUCUCCACGCUGACAGCCAAGUCGCACGACUUCCUGUCUCUUCUUCGAUUCAGGUUCUGAUCACUGACCGAGGCCAAGAACCGAGGAGUCGGGUUUCUGUUGCCACUAAACAAAACUGCCAGUCAUGUGCUGUUUCCCCCUUCACCUCCCCGUCACCCGGCCCCACGUCAGACCAGACCAGACAUCUUUGAUUCUGGUGCCAUUCCUUCCACCACACUUCCUCUCGUAGAUGUCAGGCCAAACGGAUGUAUCUUCCGCCGCGGCGGCGCUUUGUUUUGAAGCUCAUAUUUUUUUGCUCUGAGGGACUUUGGAAAACCUGCAGUCUCUCCUCGAGCUUCGGGUCGGUUUCACGCGAUGCAAUUUCUGACCAGUUGAAGAGUUGAGAAAACGGGCAAACCUGGGGAAGGUUUGUCAGAAAAGUCCCGAGAAUGCCAGACAGUCGACCCGUUUCAGUGCAAGAGACGAGGCGAUAGUUGUGGCAGGACAAUCAGCUCCUAUUGGGACUACCAGGAAUUGAUUAACGUGGACCCCGACUUGAACAAAUUGAAAAACUUAUUGGGGUUUUACCAUUUAGUGGUCAAUUGUACGGAAUAUGUACUGUACUGUGUAAUCUACUAAUACUAGUCUCAAUCAAUCAAUCAAUCAAUCAAAAACCAUGUCUAGGAACUAGCAUGAAGCUAGUGAGCCAUUUGCUUUUUUUCAACACUAAAUCUGAUACCACAAUUGGAUUCAAUUUAAUUAUUGGGGGUUGUUAUCGGAUUCAGAAUCAAUGUUCGAUUCAAAAUCUAUACUUUUUUUUGAUAACAUUGGGUGCCGGUUCUUUGAUUAACUACAUUCCUCCAUAAAAUAAGCAGCUCUGAUAAAUUUUUAUUAUACUUAAAAAAAAUAAUUGGUCCUGAGUUUAAUCCCAGGCUCGGGAUCUUUCUGUGUGUUUCUGUGUGUUGGUUCCCUCCGGGUUCUCCGGCUUCCUCCCACCUUCAAAGACAUGCACCUGGGGAUAGAUUAGAUUAGAUAGUACUUUAUUUAUUCCGUCAGGAGAGUUCCUUCAGGAAAAUUAAAAUUUAGGUCAGUUAGGAUAGGUUGAUUGGCAACACUAAAUGGUCGUUAGUGUGUGAAUGUUGUCUGUCUGUCUGUGUUGGCCCUGUGAUGAGGUGGCGACUUGUCCAGGGUGUACCCCGCCUUCCACCCAAAUGCAGCUGAGAUAGGCUCCAGCACCCCCCGCGAUCCCUAAAGUAACAAGCAGUGGAAAUGGAUGGAUGGAAGGUUGUUAAAAUGAUUUUAUUUGAAUAUGCUCCAAAAAAAAAUAUUUCCUGGAAAUGCUCGUCUCACAAAAAGUUUUGUUUCAGUGUCGGCUUGUUGGGAAUCACGUCAGGUUGCAUCGGUGAAACCUUCCCGAAAGGCCAAAACAGGAUUCAGGGAUUCAGUACUAUGCUUUUCUAUGUUCUGGCAAGUUUUAUGCAACCAGUGCCGCAAACGACUCACGGCUCCAGCUGCAGGAGUGACUUCAGUACAAUAACUUUGUAGCAUUUUCCUUUUGAUGUCUUGUAUUUAUUUUGGACUUUUUACAGGCCUGAGCUUGAGGAGUCGGCAGGAGUUGCCCUUGUAGUUUUGGGAGGAAAGAGGUGGUGGUUUUCAGGAAGUGUUCAUUCACGGGAGACGCAAACGGCGUCUUGCUCCUUGGUCUACGGACAAAGACCGCAGAUGAAUGUUCUUGAGAAUCCUGGGUUGUUCUAUCUAGCGUGACGCUCUACCGACGGAGCCAUGUUCCGUUCUUAGAGCUGGCGUGGUCCUGUUCUGUUCUGGUAAAAAAAAAAAAAAAAAAAAAUCCAUUCUUACACCUUAACGGAUGUCCUCGCUGAGUUUGGUUCCGACCGCGGAACAAAGUCAGCGUUCUUUGGAAGGCCGAUCCAAAGUGGAAGACAAUCUUGCAAAGGUGCGGAACAUUUCAAAAGGUGUAUGAAUGGAUUUGGACCUUCUCCGGGCCGGCAGUGAAUCAUUUGUGUCUUCUUCCCCUGCUAUCUGAAAGCUGUACAGACAUGAACGUAUUCAAUCAACUAUUUACUCUGAGCUCAAUCUUUAUAAGUGCGUGUGAAAAUCCGUGUUUCCUAUACAUUCAUUUAUACUUCUCUUGUGUUUUUGUCCGCUAUUGAGCUCGGUGCGAGCUGAACGCUGGAGAGUACUUACUGGUGUCCCUCGCCAUUGCAAUACUCUUGAUGCGAUGACCAGGUCAUCUGCUCCCUGCCGCUAAGAACCCAAGGCAAAGCCUCGGGUCCUCCGGUGACCUGGCUUCUCGGACUCUAGGCUCGGUCGCCGGGUCGGACGUUUCUACGAAAAAGACGCUACAAGUCCACGACCCCAGUUUUUCCUAAGGUUCCCUGACUGUGCAACGCUGACCCAAAACUUCUCGCGGCGACAACGCGCUCAAGGUUCCUUUUUGGUCCAAUCAGUGAUUCUCAAACUUUUUAGCACCUCAGAAAAACCCUUUUAGGCUCUCCAAGUACCACCAUGAUUUGUCCUGGGCAUGACGUUAAAGUGCAUCCGGCAUUGGAGGCUCCUCUACGGGGUCUUGGGGCACUAGGAGGUUAACCCCUUCACUACUGUUACCCCAGGUGGUCCUUGGCAAAGACCUAGUACCUGACUGCCUCUUAGCCAGGGAUACGGUGAAGACCUCAACUGCGGAGCAGGUGGAAGACGAUAGAUCAGUGGUUCUUAACCUUGUUGGAGGUACCGAACCCCACCAGUUUCAUAUGCGCAUUCACCGAACCCUUCUUCAGUGAAAAAUGUAUAUAUUUUUUCAAAUUCAAGACAAAGUUCUAUGUGUGUAUGUGUACAGAAUGAACCGUGCAUGAACAUCACCUUGAUCAAAGAACAAAACCAACACACCCGUAAAUGACCCUGACUUCUGCUCUUGCCGUAUCCAUAAUACGCCGAUAGGGAGAAGUUUUUCAUUUACACGAUGAGUUGGGUAUGUCUUGAGCUCCGCGGCGGCGGAGGCUCCCCCGAACCCCUGAGGCCGACUCACCGAACCCCUAGGGUUCAAUCGAACCCAGGUUAAGAACCAUGGCGAUAGAUGUAUGAACCACAACGGAAGAAGGCACCCCCACAUCCAUGUGGUCCCAGUUAUGGGGAAAUAACCCAAGACCUCAACGGUGGAACAGGCGGAGGAUGACUGCUAACUUUAUGGAGCGUCACAACGGCUGGAAAGGCGGAUGAAGGCUGCAGCAGAAAAGGGUCCCGAGUCGUCUUGGACUCCAUGCCACUGGAUACCUGACCCAGAUCCGUCAAGGAUGGUGUGGUGACUGUCUGUGCACCAGACUCCCCACGUAAAACUAAGUCACGCACAGGCAUCCUCCAUAAAGGGAUACACCCCCUACCAGGAGGACCGUCAUACUAGCUUCGAUUGACCACCGAUGAUGAUGACACCCAGUUUGAACAGUAACACUGUGUUGGAAUAUUUAAGUGACUAGGAUAGGUUGAUUGGCAACAUUAAAUUGUCCCUAGUGUGUGAAUGUUGUCUGUCUAUGUUGGCCCUGCGAUGAGGUGGUGACUUGUCCAGGAUGUACCCCGCCUUCCGCCCAAAUGCAGCUGAGAUAGGCUCCAGCUCCACAGUUUGAGAAUCACUGGUUUGGAUUUUUUAUUUUUUUUAAAUGGUGCAUUUUAAUGCGAGGGACAGUAAAAGGCUGAUGUGGAACCUCGGACGCGUCCCUGAAGAGACUGAAGUGGUUUUGGGAUCAGCGCUGCAAACUCUGCUUGUGUGAGCCGGUGGAGGUUUUUAAUCAGUUGAAGUGAUCCACUUGAUGUAAAUAAAUGUGUUUUUAGAUUGUGA
Messenger RNA from Nerophis ophidion (straightnose pipefish), 7321 nucleotides. RefSeq names its product activin receptor type-2A-like. The transcript has 12 exons. Gene Ontology annotation, biological process: cellular response to growth factor stimulus; protein phosphorylation; activin receptor signaling pathway. The record is from RefSeq and is a predicted model, not a curated record. Lineage: Eukaryota; Metazoa; Chordata; Actinopteri; Syngnathiformes; Syngnathidae. The coding region runs from base 846 to 2435 and encodes 529 amino acids. Gene Ontology annotation, molecular function: activin receptor activity; ATP binding; activin binding. Gene Ontology annotation, cellular component: activin receptor complex; plasma membrane.